AUGGAGAAGAAGUUAAGGAUAAAGAAGAAAGUAUGGAUGGGGAAGAAGUUUGGGAUGGAGAAGAAGUUUGGAAUGGAGAAGAAUCUACUAAUUAAGGAAGCAGAAGAAGUUAAGGAGGAUGGAGAACAAGUUAGGGAAGGAGAAGAAGAAGUUAAGGAUGGAGAAGUAGUUUGGGAUGGGGAAGAAGUGAAGGAAGGAGAAGAAGUUAAGGAAGAAGAAGAAGAAGAAGUUUUGGAUGGAGAAGAAGUUAAGGGUAAAGAAGAAAAUGGAUGGGGAAGAAGUUUGGGAUGGAGAAGAAGUUAA
This is a messenger RNA of Sphenostylis stenocarpa, 303 nucleotides long. NCBI's taxonomy places the organism in Eukaryota, Viridiplantae, Streptophyta, Magnoliopsida, Fabales, Fabaceae. The record is from the annotation of a GenBank genome assembly.